This is a messenger RNA of Necator americanus (New World hookworm), 1332 nucleotides long. RefSeq lists its product as uncharacterized. Gene Ontology annotation, biological process: cell death; proteolysis. Gene Ontology annotation, molecular function: aspartic-type endopeptidase activity. The coding region runs from base 1 to 1332 and encodes 443 amino acids. The record is from RefSeq and is a predicted model, not a curated record. Gene Ontology annotation, cellular component: lysosome. The transcript is spliced from 8 exons. NCBI's taxonomy places the organism in Eukaryota, Metazoa, Nematoda, Chromadorea, Rhabditida, Ancylostomatidae.
AUGAGAACUCUCGUAGUGCUAGCCGCCCUUGUGGCGGUACUGUACGCUAAAACUUUCACCAUGGAGACCCGUUCGUCAGGAUCACUCCGUGCUCGAUUGAUCGCAGCUAAUCUUUAUCAGAAAUUCUUGGAAGAUGAGCAUCUGCGUCGUGCUCAAAUCCUUGCCUCCGGAUCGCAGCCAUUUAUCGACUACGCUGAUGAUUUCUACCUCGGAAACGUGACCCUUGGAACUCCACCUCAAACCACCACUCUUGUGCUGGACACAGGAUCGUCGAACUUGUGGGUGAUCGACGCAGCCUGCAAGACCGCCGCCUGCAAUGGAGAGCCGAACAGCGGCUACACCAAGCACAAAUUCGAUACCACCAAGUCUUCCACAUUCACCAAAGAAACUCGCACCUUCUCCAUCCAGUACGGAUCCGGAUCGUGCAAUGGCUAUCUUGGCACUGACACCAUAUCGUUUGGAGGUAAAUGCUGCAGGUGUCUGAUGCUUUUCGGAGAAAAAAUGUCGAAUAAGGAUGCGUUUGUGAUUUAUGAGCCAGAAUGUUCGUCUUACUGGCUCACUGAGCUCAGAUUCGAACUUUCUGAUAACACUGUGACUGAUAGCGCAGGUCUGACCAUCAAAACGCAAGAGUUUGGCGUUGCCACCCAUCUCGCUGCGGUUUUCGGAUACCAGCCGGUUGAUGGUAUCCUUGGUCUUGGAUGGCCUGCUCUUGCUGUCGACAGUGUGGUGCCACCAAUGCAAAACCUUCUUUCCACCCUCGAUCAGCCACUCUUCACUGUGUGGAUGGACAGAAAGCUCACAAUCAGCAACGGUGGAAACGCUGGUUUAAUCACCUAUGGAGCUAUUGACACCAAGAACUGCCAAUCGCAGAUCAACUACGUCCCUCUGUCCGCCGAGACCUACUGGCAAUUCCCCAUCCAAGGUUUCUCAAUCGGAUCCUAUUCGGAAAGCAAAAAAGAACAGGUCAUCUCCGACACCGGAACCUCCUGGAUCGGAGCCCCAACCACUGCCGUGAACGCGGUCGUGAAACAGACCGGCGCUAAGUAUGACAGCUUGAACGAACUUUACACCGUCGACUGCUCUACGAUGAAGACGCAGCCUGAUCUGAUCUUCACCAUCAAUGGCGUCACAUACAACGUACCAUCCGUAGAGUACGUACUGGAUCUCGGUCUCGGAAAUGGAAAAUGCGCUCUGACUUUCUUCGCCAUGGGUUCUGGUAGCUUCGGACCAGCAUGGAUUCUCGGAGAUACAUGGAUCCGUACCUACUGCAACAUUUACGAUAUCGGCCAGAAGCGAAUCGGUUUCGCUAAGGCUAACCAUUCUGGAAUCUAA